AUGAAUCGCUCAGCAAGUGGACAGCAACCACUGCGUCAAAUGACGGGCAACGUUUUCCAGACACAACCGAGCGCGACUCGCACCACGCCGCUCGCAUCGCAAAGAGGGGGACAGACGGCAAAGCUAGGUGCAGGGAACUCCAGUUGGGCUUUCGGUAUGCCCAUGGGAACGGCAGGAGCACCUGGACUCAGCAACAGCAGCACGACGCGCACACCUCUUGCCGGUUUUGCUCAAGCCAUAGGUGGCUCGGCUUCGCAAGCUCCUCUUGAUCUCUCCAUGAAUCCAGGGAGAGGUAUCGAAAGAGGCAGAGGAAGAGGCAGGGGAAGGAAGAGAUAUAUGAGUCUCAACCUCGAAAACGACCAUGUCUACAACUCGAACGUGCUCGGCAUCAGACCCGAUCGCCGCACCACAUCGGGCCACUAUCUCGGGCAAUCUCAGGCUGACAACGACGACAACAGAGACUUCCCCUCGCUCGGCCCGCAACCGCACCAGGCCAACAACGUUGCACAAGCGUGGAACAGCACCGCUCUGCGCACUCCUCAGCAGGCUCCCGCUCAGCAGCGUGCCGUAUCUCAGCAACAACAGCAACCACCGCCGCAGCAACAGCAACAGCAGCAGCAGUCGCAGCAACCCACCCAGCCUCAGGUGCAGCAACAGCAACAGCAACAACAGUCGCGUUCUGUGUCUGCACAAACCCACGAGUCGCAACAGCAGGAGGCAUCAAGUCUCGAGAGUCAGUACGACGGUCAAUCGCCCACAUCUGGUCGCGCUGGCAGCGAACAGCCUCAAGACGAAUUCCCUCCUCUAAAUAACCAGCCUCAGAUGCAAAUGAAUGCCCGUGUCAACGGCUACGGCCACGAGGACGCCGCUUUUGGCUCAGAAUCAUCACGCCCCACAAGGCCCGCCGCUCCACCAGGCAUCGAACACCAAUUUGGCUUGCAACAGCCACCCAUCGGCCAGUCCAGUACGCCGCAACAGCCGUCUCAGCACUCCAACUUCGCUCCUCAGAUGGUCGACGCCCCCAUUACCAACCAAGCAGCACCACAGCAGCUGAAGCCUUAUGAUGAGAUGAGUGAAGCCGAGAAGUGGGGUCUGCCAGGCCUUCUGGCCAAGAUUCGCAGUAAUGAUGCUGGUUCCGCCUUCACUAUGGGUGUUGACAUCAACUCGCUCGGUCUUGAUCUUGACAGCCCGGAGCCAUUGUUCGCUACCUUCUCGACACCCUUUGCCGACAACAGAUCGCGGCCCGUCAUCCCUGAGUUCACGUUGCCCGGCGGCUACACAGUCACCAACGUUCCAUCACUAGCUUCCCGCAUGCCCGCCUUUUCGGACGAAACACUUUUCUUCGUCUUUUACCAAAACCCUAGAGAUGUUGUUCAGGAACUGGCAGCCGGCGAGCUGUACAGCCGCGACUGGCGCUGGCACAAGGAGUUGCAGCAGUGGAUGAUGAAGGAUGCACAGAUGGCGGCACCGCUCCGUGUCAGUGAACGCAGCGAACGCGGUGUCUACAUCUUCUUCGACGCUAACAACUGGAGACGCGAACGCAGAGAUGUUCUGGCCGCCGCCUCAACUUCCGAAGCUCGUUCUUCUGACAUCAAUGCUCGCGCCUCCUCCAACUCUUACAUCCUUCGCCUUGAGAACACUCCUGCCUCGACUCAGCCUCAUUCAGCCGUGUCUUCUAUGCCUCGUCCUCCUCCAGCCUUGUUGUCCUCACCGUCUAUCAACUAUGCUCCGUCAAGCACAUCGUCAGUCACCGAUCUUUACACCUCUUCAUCCUACUCGACCCCUACGCAUCGUCCUGGCCCUCUUCCUAUGUACCCUCCUGGUCUCCGUGCCAGCACCCCAGUUCCUCGCACUCGUGCCCCUAGAACUCCUCAUGCUGUAACCAAUCCUCCGCGCCCUGCAUUACCUACUCCAUCGCCUAGGACUUACAAAGGCUAUGCGUUUGGCCACCUCGCCAUCCCUUACAUGCUGGACGAGAUGAAGAGAAAGGAUGCUGCAAGAAACAGCGAUAAUGGUCCCACCUACUGA
Molecule: messenger RNA, 2028 nt
Organism: Aureobasidium pullulans EXF-150
Lineage: Eukaryota; Fungi; Ascomycota; Dothideomycetes; Dothideales; Saccotheciaceae
Exons: 5
Coding region: 1-2028 (675 amino acids)
Biological process (GO): regulation of DNA-templated transcription; nuclear-transcribed mRNA poly(A) tail shortening
Cellular component (GO): P-body; CCR4-NOT core complex
Source: RefSeq, a predicted model, not a curated record